GGAGCUCUUUGGUGGCGUUGUGCAGUGCAAUAAUACAUUAUCCAACCAUGUCCCGACUUACGAUUUUCUUUGUUAUCGCUGUCGCGUACGAAGUCAUUGCCGAUGGUAAAGCAACAGAUUCUCGUGCUGAGCAGUCUGGCUUCAUCUCUCCAGUGAUCGCGGCUGGCAACCUCGGACUUGCGGGCGCCGCCAUAGCUGGCGGCCCAGGUAUAAUCGGUGGCCCCGCUGUUGUAGCAGCUGGACCUGCUAUUGUCGGAGCUGGACCGGCAGUUGUCGCAUCUGGACCUGCAGUAGUUGCAGGAGGCCCCGUGAUCGGAUCUGGUGCUGCAUUAAACAACGCGGCAGCCGUUGGUGCAGCUCAACUAAGUGCCAUCCAGAACGCACAAGCUGUCCAGGCUGCACAGAUCGCCAACUCCGCCGCUGCCGCUAUCCAAGAAGCACGUGCUACUGAAGCAGCUGCUCGUGCUGGUCAAGCACAAGCCAUGAACAACGCUGCCGCUCUGAAUGCUGCCCGUGUCGCUAACAUUCAGCGUGCUCAGGCUGCGGCUUGGGAGAACGCCAGGGCCACAGAGGCGGCCAGACGGGCAGGAGCUGGAGCUGCACUGGAGGCUGCACGAGCUGCCGAGGCCGCGCGAGUGGCCGACGCCGCGCGUUUACAAGCCAUCGCUAUCGCUAACACACGCAACGUGGAGGCCGCUCGCAUCGCCAACGCUGCCCGUGCUCAGGCCGCCGCGGUUGCUAACAGCGCCGCUCAGGCGCAGGCUGUAGCUGACACAGUCGCCAGAACUGCUCAUGAUGGUGCCUUGUUGCUGGGCGGUGGUGGCGCGCUCGUCGGAGGUGGUGCAGUACUUGCCGGACCCGCUGUCGCAGUCGGUGGACUCGGUGGUUACGGACUCGGAGGUGCAGGGAAGCUCAUUCACCACUAAAUAGUCAAUAAUUAACAUGUACCAUUGCAACAAACAGAUAAUAUCUACAUCCAUUUCGUAUUCCUGUAUAGAAAUGGUUAGCAGCAGAUCUUAUGAGAUUUAUGACUGAUCGACAUGUACCUGAGUAAAACAUGACUAGU
Molecule: messenger RNA, 1066 nt
Organism: Spodoptera litura
Lineage: Eukaryota; Metazoa; Arthropoda; Insecta; Lepidoptera; Noctuidae
Source: RefSeq, a predicted model, not a curated record